Molecule: messenger RNA, 3766 nt
Organism: Vanrija pseudolonga
Lineage: Eukaryota; Fungi; Basidiomycota; Tremellomycetes; Trichosporonales; Trichosporonaceae
Gene: ubp3
Product: putative ubiquitin carboxyl-terminal hydrolase 3
Exons: 5
Coding region: 484-3492 (1002 amino acids)
Biological process (GO): protein deubiquitination
Cellular component (GO): cytosol; nucleus
Molecular function (GO): cysteine-type deubiquitinase activity
Source: RefSeq, a predicted model, not a curated record
AGUUGUCGUAUUGCGGCCCAUUUUCCUAGCCAUCUAGCUAGCACUUUUGUCAUUGUCGGCCACCACUCGCUGACGACACACGCACACUCACCCCAUUCCUCCUCCUUCCGCUGUUCCGCUCGUCCAUUUGCGGCACACACCCUUACUACCCCUUCCACGAAAGUCGACUUGCCUUCCCUGCCUUCCUUGUCUCCAUUUAACACAAUCAAGACCACCUUCCUCCACGCACAACCAUCACCACCACUUUGGCACAAAGCACGCUCUCAUCCCACAUACACAAUCAUCUCAUUGCAUAACAACACCGCCGUCACCACACGCACACAACACAUUCUGCUUGCACGCCGCGCUGUCUGAGACGCCGCCGCCCGCCGAUUCAUCAGCCCCCCACUUGCACCACAGCCUUCCAUCUCUCCCGACUCUUGUUUCCAAAGACACAAAGCUCACCCUACGGCCUGGCCGACUCGUUUAACUCUUUCUUCCCCCAUGGCCGCACCAGAAGCAAGUACUGGGAGCAGGCCAACGGCGGCAUCACCAUUGCCAGCUCCAGCCGUUCCUCAGCAACCUCCGACCGACGGCGCCAUGCCCGUCCCCACCUACCCUUCCCUCGCCUACAACCCAGUUGCUGGCCCCUCACAACACCACCCGGGCAUGAUGCCUCAACAACAAUGGUACCCCCAGCCCGUCUUCCCUCCCCAGUAUCCUGGACCACACGGUGGUGGGCCAAGACAACCCAACGGCGGUGGCUUCCAGCCAGGCCAGUUCCACAGCGGCUUCCCGAACUACAUUCCCCCUCAGUUCUUCUACGGAGGGCUGCCAGUGCCAGGACCAGGGCCCGGCAGCAUGCAGAACAGCAUGCAGAACGGCUACUACCCCCACAACAACUACGACAACCGCCAAUAUGGUGGCUAUGACGGGAGCGAGGACCCCAAGUUCGCUCAUCCAGGUGGUGACGAGGGCGUCUUCCACCCCAACGGCCAUGGCGUUCACCACUCUGGCUUCGCCCCUCCCCAGCCCUACUACCCUCCAGGGCACCCUUACGCUUAUGGAGGCGGAGUGGGAUAUCCGCAGUUCUCUGGAGCUGGGGCUCAGUUCAACCGUAUGGGCGGAGGUGGUGGUGGAUACAGACCGGAUGGCUAUGUCGUGCCAGAACAGCAUCAAGCUCCACCAGCUCCAGCCCCUCCACCACCCACUUCGAGCAAGGCUUUGAACCCAGCCGCUGCGGGCUUCAACUAUGUCCCUCCCAUCCGUAAGGUGUCUGUGCCCAACGGUAGCAGUGCAAACGGACACGAUACACAAACGCCUGUACCGCCGGCUGCUGCAACUGCUCCCGAAACGACCAAGCCACCAACAGUGGAACAGCCUCCUGCUGCAGCCACUAGUUCCCUUGGCUUGUCAUUAGAACCCCCGGCCCCAGCUGCUGAGGCGGCCCCGGAACCAGCAAAGCCAGAGACGAAGCUGGCAGAAGACAAGCCGAUCGUCGCAUCUGAGCCAGAGGUUUCGGCUCCGAAGGCGACGCCGGUCAUCGCCGAGUCAACGCCCUCCGCACCGUCCCUCACGUUUACUGGCGACACUGUUGUUGGUUACACUUCUCCUCCACCAACGCAGGCCGCUCCUACACCCCGUCGUCCCCAGCCUUCCGACCCUAUCCAGCUUCGCCCAUCCCGUCCAGCACACGACAGUGCAGUCGGCAACUCGUAUGCCCAGGGCCUGACCUCGUCCAUUCCUGCAACCGUUGCGAGGGAGCACUUUGCCGGUGUUUCCCAGAAGCGCUCUACCCGCGGACGGCCGUCGCCAAAGGGCAAGGCAGUGUUCAUUCUCGGUGCUGCCGGUGGCCGACCGCUCCCUACUCUGUCGCUCGUCUUUGGAAUCAUUUCUGAACCAGCGAUGCCGCCUACUCCGACCGCGGCUGCCAAGAAGGCGGCUCAGGCGGCGGCGCCAGCCGUCACCCCCGCCGUUGCUCCUCGUCCAAAGCCUGCGAAGCCGAGUUCGUGGGCUGCACUGCUUCGCACCAAGGAAGCAAAGCCGACAGGCACACCGGACAGCCUGUCUGUUGCGCCCUCCUCCACCGUGCCGUCGCCAUCCAAGUCAACAGCGUCGCUGCCAUCGGCGCAGGACGGCCCUGGUACUCCAAAGUCAGCGACGGGGGCAUCUCUUCCUCCCUCCGCCGGACCAGCACCUGCUCAGCCUCGUCCCGCAUUCAACUAUGCGGCGGCGGCCGCGAUCGGCACAGCGCUGACGCCUGCCGAGGAUCUGGCGCGCCUCCUGACUGAGGGUCUCCGCAUUCGCCCGGCGAAUGCUGUGGGACCUGUUGUGCCCCGCGGUCUCAUCAACACUGGCAACAUGUGCUAUGCCAACACUAUCCUCCAGGUUCUUGUCUACUGCCCUCCCUUUACCGAGCUCUUUGAGGAGCUUGGCAAGCGUCUCAAGGCAGACCUUGCCCGCAGGACACCGCUUCUCGAGGCCAUGAUCAUCUUCCUCCGCGAGUUUGCCCCUGGCCCAUCAAACAGUGGAGCGUCCACGCCCAAGGGCAAGGGCCGUGACACCAAGAACGCGUUUGUGCCGGAGAACGUGUAUGAUGCCAUGAAGGAGAACAAGCGUUUCGACACGAUGCGGAGAGGCUUCCAGGAGGACGCAGAGGAGUACCUCGGAUUCUUCCUCGACACGCUCCACGAGGAGAUGCUUGGUCUCUACUCCCGCACUCAGCCCGCACGCUCCGUGUCCAAGCAGGCUACUGUCAACGGUGACGAGCGCACCAUUGACCGCCCUGUCUCGCCAGGCGCAAACGACAAUGGCGGCGACGACUGGCUAGAAGUCGGCAAGAAGCAGAAGACGCAUGUGGUUCGAACUGCUGAGACCAAGGAGUCUGCAGUUUCAAAGGUCUUUGGCGGCACAGUUCGUUCCGUGCUCCACACCCCUGGUUCAAAGGACAGCGUCUCGCUUGAGCCAUAUCAGCCCCUGCAGCUCGAUAUUCAGGCCAAGGAGGUGCUCACUCUGGUUGAUGCCCUCCGCCACUUGAACGAGCCCGAGGUGAUUCAGGACGUUUGGUCUUCCGCACGAGGCGCCAAGGUCGACGCCACCAAGCAGUUGUUCCUCGAGACAUUCCCUCGCGUCCUCAUUCUUCACCUCAAGAGGUUUGUCUACGACUCUCAGGAGCAAGAUGUUGUCAAGCGCUCCAAGCCAAUCUCGUAUCCCAGCGAGCUCGUCAUCCCACAAGAAAUCAUCUCUCCAUCCAAACGGACCGCACAGCACGUGAAGUACCGCCUGUUUGGUGUCGUCUAUCACCACGGUCACUCGGCCACUGGCGGCCACUACACUGUCGCCGUCGCUCGCCCAGACGGAACCGGAUGGCUCCACUUCGAUGAUGAGCUGGUGCAGCCCGUUCCCAUCGAAGACGUUGUCGUCAGCGAGGAAGAGGCACGCAACGGCAAGGGUGGCUUGAUUGGUGGCCGCGAACGUUGUGCCUACCUCCUCUUCUACCAGCGUGUCCGAUAGAGCGUAGACAAGACGCCAGAGUCAGCAUACCCCCAGACCCGGAUACCCUCAAAAGACAUCACGACAUCAUCCCCCAUCAGUCAACAGCAUCAUCGGCGUGAUCUCGUUAGCACAUUGACGCACACACCACACCCAUCCACAUCACAUUAGUCUCACAUCCUCCCCCCAUGACCCCCCACACCGUCUUGUCCCUGUUGGUCUCUACCCGCUAGGCAUUGGGUUUCAGUAUGUCAUUCGUAGUAAUGCACAGCAUGCACUUGGCAGUACUGGUGAG